This is a messenger RNA of Octopus sinensis (East Asian common octopus), 1352 nucleotides long. RefSeq names its product mitochondrial cardiolipin hydrolase-like. The transcript is spliced from 2 exons. Bases 40 to 732 code for a protein of 230 amino acids. Gene Ontology annotation, biological process: piRNA processing. Gene Ontology annotation, molecular function: RNA endonuclease activity producing 5'-phosphomonoesters, hydrolytic mechanism. The record is from RefSeq and is a predicted model, not a curated record. Lineage: Eukaryota; Metazoa; Mollusca; Cephalopoda; Octopoda; Octopodidae. Gene Ontology annotation, cellular component: mitochondrion.
UUCCGGUGAAAGAGACAUCAACAAAAACACCACCAAAACAUGACAACGUUCGUGACAACGUCUUUCUAUUUGGGAGUUCUAACAGGGACGAUAUUUUACCUGUAUUUAAUAAAGCAGGUGAGAAACAAGCGGAAAUCAAGGAAGAGAUCGCCUGGCAGCAAAGUUCUAUUUUUCCCCGAUAAGCAAAUUGCUUGCAAAUCCCAUUUUUCCGACGAGUCCGGGUGUACAAGCUUCCCCUGUCAUUAUUCGCAUUCACCAACGAGUCUGAGUUUUCUCUUCCAGUUGUUGUGUUCAGCUCGGAAGUCGAUCGAUAUCUGUGUCUACAUCAUCUCCUGCCACGAUCUCAUCGACAUCCUCAUCAAACUCAACGCGAUGGGAGUCGCAAUUAGGCUCAUCACUGAUGGAGAGUAUGAAGAUGUGAACAACUCGUGGAUUUGGAAACUUCGUAGUCAAGGUAUAAUUGUCAGAACCGAUAAAACACAGUACCUCAUGCACCACAAAUUUGUCAUCAUCGACAACAAAAUCGUGUGUAGCGGCUCAUUCAACUGGACUUCCGAUGCAAUCACAGUCAACCACGAACACUUGACCAUCAUCAGAGACUAUGCUGUUGUCACAAAGUAUUCCUCAGAAUUUGCAAAAUUGUGGAACUAUUUUAAAUACCAGUCCAUUCCAUCAGUGACUAACACACCUGAGAACUCACCAAGUAGAAGAAUUAGAUCCAAGAGAAGAUGAUUUUCAUUGAUUUCAUCUAGAGCAUAUUUGUUUUCACAAUUCUCAUCUUCUCCAUCUUUCUCCAUGUUUUUUCCCCUCUCAUCAACUUCAUUCUUCUUUCCAUUGUAUUUCACCUGUCCCUGUUGAACAUAGCUAAAAUUCCAUCUCAUUAUUAUAAAAAUUGGUAAGGCAGCAAGCUGGCAGAAUCGUUAGCAUUCUGGGCAAAACGCUUAGCAGCAUUUCAUAUCUAUCUCUACAUUCUAAGUUCAAAUUCCACCGUGGUCAACUUUGCCUUUCAUCCUUUCGGAGUCAAUAAAUUAAGUACCAGUGAAACAUUGGAGUCAACAGAAUCGACAAGUCCUCUCUGCCAAAAUGUCAGGCUUUGUGAUUAUGGUAGAAAGGGUUAUCAUUAAAAUCAGUGACACCAUUACAGUCAGCUCCCAUUUCAUCUCUCUUUGGUGGUAUCCAACAGAAAAUCAACAAUAGAUUGACCAGAAUUAAAGAAAAAAUUAUUCAAAUUGUUCAUCUUUUCUAUCCUCUGAUUCACCAGUCAACAAUUCAAUGGAAAUUACCUCAAAUUAUCCGCAAAUAUGACAAACUGUAUUCUGCAUACACACACACAUGCUCAUUUCUAUGUCCUU